Molecule: messenger RNA, 1500 nt
Organism: Tachyglossus aculeatus (Australian echidna)
Lineage: Eukaryota; Metazoa; Chordata; Mammalia; Monotremata; Tachyglossidae
Product: olfactory receptor 6C3-like
Exons: 6
Coding region: 1-1500 (499 amino acids)
Biological process (GO): G protein-coupled receptor signaling pathway
Cellular component (GO): membrane
Molecular function (GO): olfactory receptor activity
Source: RefSeq, a predicted model, not a curated record
AUGUCAUUCCACAUGGAACAAGAUAAAUUUUUUACCCCCACCCAGGAGAUCCCGGGCUCCCUGUUAGAGAAGUUGUCCAGUCAGAAAGUCGCUACCAGAUCCUGGCAGAAGCAGACAGAAGAGCAGAAGCAGGCAGUCGAAAGAGUGAGAAAUAAACUGAGAGGUGGGAGCCAGAGAGAACUAGGCUGCCAAAAUUAUCUGAUCGUGUUCCCCCUGGUUGUGAUGAUCGUGCAGCUAGACCCCUGCUCCUCCAAAGUCCUCAACCACUUCAUCUGUGAUUCUUCCCCCAUAAUGUUGCUUUCUUGUAUCUUCACGUACAUCACACUGUCCGCCAAGGACAGGGUGGAAUUGAACAAGGGGGUGGCGGUUCUCAACACUUCUGUGGCUCCCAUUCUGAACUCCUUCAUUUACAUGCUGCGGAACGAGCAGGUCAAGCAGGCCGUCAGGGACUUGUUCAAUGAGUUGGGUUUUCCUCCAGGAUGUAGUCUCAGUGCAUGGCAGAUCGUCCAGAUCACACUGACGGUCCUCUUGGCGUUAUCCAACAGGAGUCACCAGUCAACCAUGUGGAACUACAAGCCAGUCACUGACUUCUUCCUCCUGGAGCCCACGACCGACCUGAAUUUACAGGCGGUGAUUCUCCUUUGUAUGUCUGUCACCUAUGUAAUGAACGUCACCAGCAACUUGACCAUCGUCAACUUCACCCUAAUGAAUUCCCGCCUCCGCACCCCCAUGUACUUCUUCCUGCGCUGCUUCUCCUUCCUAGAAAUCUGCUUCACGUACACCUGCAUCCCCAGCUUCCUGGCCACCACUGUCACCGUGGACAGGACCAUUUCUUACAACUGUUGUGCAACUCAGCUAUUCUUCUUCAUCCUGCUGAGGGCGACCGAGUUCUUCCUCCUUGCCGCCAUGUCCUAUGACUGCUAUGUCUCCACCUGCCGGCCGCAGCACCACACAACUGUUAUGAGCCAAAGAGUCGGCACCCUGCUGGCCCUUUGUUCCUGUCUCACCGGGUUCAUGGUCAUCUUUCCUCUGGUCAUCCUUGGUCUCCAACUGGACUUCUGUGGCUCCAUAAUCAUUGACCACUUCUUCUGUGACAUCUCCCCUCUGUUCCUGCUCUCGUGCUUGGACACCUGGUUCCUGGAGAUGAUGGCUCUUGUCUUGGCCGUGGGGACUCUCCUGUUCACCCUGACAUUAGUGACCUCGUCCUACAUGGCCAUGUCCCGUGCCAUCCUGAGACUGCCCUCCACCCAGCAGAGGAGAAAGGCCUUUUCCACAUGCUCCUCCCACAUAGUCGUGAUCUCCAACAUAUACGGCAGCUGCAUCUUAAUGUAUAUCAAACCAUCUGCCAAGAAAAGGGUGGAACUGAUCAAGGGGGUGGCGGUGCUUAACACAUCCUUGGCCCCCAUGCUGAACUCCUUCAUCUACACCUUGUCGAACCAGCUGGUCAGGCAGGCCUUCCAGGGCAUGGUGCACCAGGUUGUAUUUUCCUCCAGGAGGUGA